CCCCGCCCACCCAAUGCGUGGAUCCUCUACAGAAGCGACAAGCUGCGCGAGCUCACCGCACAUCGCGACCCAAGCGCUCCCAAGCGUCUGCAAGCUGACAUUUCGCGCGAAAUCGGUCUCAUGUGGAAAUCCGAGAACCCAGAAGUCAAGCACGAGUACGAACGCAUCGCCGAUAUCAAGAAACAAGAGCAUUCGCAGAUGUUCCCCGGGUACAAGUUCCAACCC
Fomitopsis serialis is the source of this 225-nucleotide messenger RNA. RefSeq lists its product as uncharacterized. The transcript has a single exon. Gene Ontology annotation, molecular function: DNA-binding transcription factor activity, RNA polymerase II-specific; RNA polymerase II cis-regulatory region sequence-specific DNA binding. Gene Ontology annotation, biological process: regulation of transcription by RNA polymerase II; cell differentiation; anatomical structure morphogenesis. The record is from RefSeq and is a predicted model, not a curated record. The annotation marks the transcript as partial. Lineage: Eukaryota; Fungi; Basidiomycota; Agaricomycetes; Polyporales; Fomitopsidaceae.